AUGAUUUACGAACUAAACUUCUAUAUUAGCCAAAUCAAGGACCUCCUGGACCGAUGGAGCGCUCUUCGAGAACGAGAGACUUCACAAGCUGCACAGAUUUCAGGAGAUUUGUCACAGAGCAAGCAGCCCAUGUCCCAUCGACUCAAUUUUGACAUGCACUUUCCAGCGCCCGACGACAAUGACGGUUCUUUCUUGUUCUUCGGAUCCUCUUCCGUCUAUGUGCUCUCCAUAGAGCUUUUGGCAAUUGCUUGCCCAGAAUCUACCAUGUUGAGGCCACCUGAAAACGUGAGCGGGAGAGAUAAUGGAAUCCAACAACCCAGCGUUCAAAGUUUGGACAAUGUGUCGCUGAGGGUGAUCCCCUCAAAAGUUGAUAUACUCAAACUCUUCGAUACAUAUCAGGAAUCAUGUAUGAUUUUCUGGCCCUUCCCGAUCGAAUCAGUCAGCGACGACGACAUCGCGACCUUCCUUCAAUCUACCCAGGAAGCAACUUCCGAUUCCGGACCACCUACCAGAGUAGGAGCAUAUUCAAAUUUCCUCAUAGCAAUGAUAUGCUCCAUCUCGGCAGCCCACAGCUCUCGGACAAUAUCUACGAUGGGGGCAUAUGAAGACUUCUUUUACCGCUGUGCCCUGAAAUUGAUGAAGGAAGUUCUCUCUGAAGCAACUCACGAAUCCCUGAGGGGUUUGAUGAUGAUUAUCAUUUAUCUUCUUUUUCGGCCACAAAGGGGAGACUUGUGGAUGCUUCUACAAUCAGCCUGCAGAUUGGCUGUCGAGCUUGGGUAUCACAGGCAGGAUGCGCCUUUCUCAGAGGACUUUGAUCAGAGAUCUUGGAGAAGUUACACUUUCUGGUCGCUCUACCGACUUGAACACACCGUCGCUGAGGUAUAUGGCCGGCCUUCGGAUGAUUUGGAGUCGAUUAGCACGAUCGAACUUCCACCCAUGGCCCUUCCGAGUUUUGAUAUGAAACGACUUUCCACUCUUACGGGCACGACGUUUGUGGCCUUGGUCGGCUUGAGUCGCAUUCGAUCAGAAAUCUUCAAAACUCUGUAUCUUCCGGCAAGCGCUUCCCCCCUGGGCCUGGAGGACCCGUUUUACUUGGCCAAACUCAGGCAGAUUGAAAAAUGGUGUCAAAAAACAAUGGGAGGCGUCAAAGACAGAUUCAGCGAUGUUGUCUUCAGAAUUGCUUACCAUUCGGCGAUGAUUUUCCUUUUUCAGAAGUCGUUACUUCGGGUCAUUUCCAGCAUCGGAGAGUCACCGAUUAAUCAGCAGAGGAUGGCCAGCAGUGUUGCGGUCCAAAGCUUCAAAUCCGCGGGCCACCUCAUCGACAUCUAUGAGACUCUCAUCUUGUCUGACGAAGGACAAGGACUCUCGAACUAUCCAGUGACAUUUGUCUCCGCACACGAGAUAUAUGCUGCCGGCUUGACGCUCAUGGCUCAUUGUAUUUGUCUCCUGGAUGGCCGUGUGGGCCGGAUUGAGUUCCCAAUCCACUCGUCUCAGCCUCUGUUGCAAGCCACUUCUUCACCUCUUCAUCAAAGUUUCUUCACGCAUGAGGAAACGGGACGAAUCCAUGCGCUCUCGGCAACAUGUCUGUCGCUCCUGACAUGGUGUGCAAUCCAAUGGCCCGGCAUGAGUGGCAUGGUUGAGAUUUAUAGGGAAGUAUCGGCCACCACCCUCCCAAUGAUGGCUCGACAAGGACUAGCAUAG
Rhinocladiella mackenziei CBS 650.93 is the source of this 1701-nucleotide messenger RNA. RefSeq lists its product as uncharacterized. Gene Ontology annotation, molecular function: zinc ion binding; DNA binding. NCBI's taxonomy places the organism in Eukaryota, Fungi, Ascomycota, Eurotiomycetes, Chaetothyriales, Herpotrichiellaceae. Gene Ontology annotation, biological process: DNA-templated transcription. The transcript has a single exon. Bases 1 to 1701 code for a protein of 566 amino acids. The record is from RefSeq and is a predicted model, not a curated record.